AUGGUAGUAGGCAUCAGAAAAAGAGAAGAAUUUUCAGUGUGUAAAGAAGCUAUAGAAUCGAUAGUUUCAGUACCACCAGUGAAUGGUAAGUCAAGAAUUUUAAUAGCUCAUCGUAAUAAAGCAGCAGUUGUUUAUGAACUUAGUGAUGAGAACUGUGGUGUUCCAUCAAGAAUAUGUAAAGUUCUUAAUAAAUUCACUAAACCAGUAAAACGCUCUAUUUAUUGUGAAAAAUUUGAUAGAACAAUUUCUAUUAGUGGAGAUAAGCUUAUUAUUGAUGGAGAAAAUUUUAGUAAAGAAGUUGUUGAACACACUAAAGAUAUUACUCAUGUAACCGUAAAUAAGGAAGGUAGUAAAAUAGCAACAUGUUCAUGGGACCGUACUUUCAUAAUCUACGACAUAGAUGGUAAUGUUUUAAAAGUAUUUACUAAUGAUAUGAAUGGACAUAAAGAGGUUAUUAAUGUAGUUGAAUUUUUACCAAACAAAGAAGUGAUAGUAUCAGCCUCAGAAGAUGGAAUGGUAAAGGCAUGGGACAUUGAAACAGAAGCUUUAAUUAAUUUUUACUCUCAGGGACUAAUCAUGAAUAAAGACACAAAGAAGGAUGUUAAGUUUAAAGGAUCAGAUUUUAAUAACGCAGUUAAAUCACUUUGUUUUUCUGAUGAUGGUUCUAUUAUGAUUUAUGGUGGACGUGAUUCACAUGUUCAUGUUAUCAAUCUUAAUGAUAAAGAACCUUUAGUAUCUUUGAAUGUUUCUGAUAGAAUAACUUCACUUGCAUUCAGUAACAACCAACCAUUAUUGGCAGUUGCCAUUCCUAAUAAGGUUUUAGUUUAUGAUGUUAUUAAAGACAGUAUUGUUGGUGAUUUUGCAUUUGCUGAUAAAGGUGAAUUAUAUUGCUAUUCAAUGGUCUUUGUUGGUAAUGAAAUUAUUAUUGGAUUGAUGGAUGGUAAUGUUGUACGUUUAAUUGUUAAUAGAGUUUAA
Molecule: messenger RNA, 975 nt
Organism: Hepatospora eriocheir
Lineage: Eukaryota; Fungi; Microsporidia; Hepatosporidae
Source: the annotation of a GenBank genome assembly